Molecule: messenger RNA, 2576 nt
Organism: Sclerotinia trifoliorum
Lineage: Eukaryota; Fungi; Ascomycota; Leotiomycetes; Helotiales; Sclerotiniaceae
Source: the annotation of a GenBank genome assembly
CAGGCCCGCACCAUUCGAUAACAAUCAUCUUAUCUUUUGUUCUUCAGAAACACAAUCGCUUUUGCAAUUGUAAGAUCUUACCACUCUACAUUUAGCAGCGCCGUCGAUUUCGUGAAAUCGUACAUGUAAGUUUGGACUUCGUAUGCGACAAUGACUAUGUAAAUUUAAUCGCCAUAAUUACAACCGCACAAAACUUGCAGCUCUAAAGCUACAGUAUUUGCUACCCGUCUUUCUACCUACCAUUCCACCACGAUAACUUGUUCCUCAACUCGAAAAUCAAUCCACAUAUAAUCUAUAAACUACCACCAAAAUGGCAACUCCAACACCAGGAAAAUAUCCCGGUGUAGCAGCUACACCACCCGUUUCAACUCCAUUUUCUACAUCUCAUCUAGCAUUCUCUCCUCAUGGACCGCGUUCUGUUGUCCCAUCUCCUUCUCAAAUCAAGAAAUCUAGUCCAGCAGGAACUUCAAUGUCGAAUCAAGGAUAUAAUAUGGGGAUGGUAGGAUUUGAUAGUCCUUCUGCUGCAUUAGCAUUGGGGAUGGGUGCGGAUGUGGUAGGAGAUUUGGGAAUUGAUUUACAUGGAAUUGGAGCAUUGGGUGGAGGUCCGGGAAAGGAUGAGGAGGAGAAAAGGAGGAGGUUGAUGGCAUGUAUUGAGAUUUUGAAGGUGAGUUUAAUUGGGUUGGAUGGCGGAAAAGCGAGAAAUUAUUUGUGGUGGUAUGGAUUGGCAAUACUAAUGUGGUUGAAUAGCCAAAUAAAGGGCGACUUAGUGAAGCUGGGCUCGAAAGAUUAGCACGAAGAGUAGGAUUAGAAUGUUUAUGGGAGGAUUCAAUGGGCGGCGCGAGCAAUGGGCGAACACUUAUUAUAGCAGGGAAUGCUCUCGCGCUCGAUAUCGAUUUUGCGAAUAAUAUCGUACAAAAAGUUUCGCUAUCGUUCCCUGAUGCGCCAGAAUCAGUAACGAAACAUGAGAAGACGGCCUCCGAUAUUUUGUUGAAGGAUUUACAAUUCGAAGCUGGAGAGAGUCCUUUGACGAAGAUGCUAGAUCGAUUCGCGGCAAACUUGGAGAGGUUAACUAUGUUGGAUAAAUUGAGCGUUAUACCUGGACUUAAUUGUCAUGAGGCGGUUGCGGGGAUAUAUUGUAGUUUACAUAAACUAUAUAAUUGGGAGUUGAGCAGGUUGGGGGAGAAUGAUAUGCUGGGAAUGGGGGAUGAGGAAAUUGUGAAGGCGGCGAUGUGUAUCAGGAGUGGCAUACCAGUUAUGCAUUCAAGGAAAAGAUUGGGAUUGAGUCUGGAUUAUUGGCAAGAAAAACGACGAAUUCCAACAAAGGAAAAGGAAAAGAAUAGGAAGACAUGGUCGUUAUUGGUUGAAGUCGCACCAUUACCUUCAUUAGUAGUGGGGGUGUAUACCCCUCUACGUGUGUCUGAUAAAUGGAUAUCAGAUGAUAUUCAGAAAGCAGAUCCAGCAGUCGACGAGUUAUUUCAGGCAGCACAAUUACGCCAAGGGCCAAUUUUAGAUUGGUUGGAACCUGACAAUACUCUUUUACCGUCAAAUUCUGAUAAUAAGACGGAUGGCUUGGAUGUUGGAGCACAAAAAUUCCCAGAAGCUAUUUUCGUUGCGAAAUUUGAUCCGCCAAUUAUAGUACCUUACGCAAUCGCAAUGCAGAUAUAUCAAUCAACCCAAACGCCUUUUGAUUUUUCGGAAAUCACAACGUUUGAUGGACUUAUGUUUCCGCUAAGUGCGGAGGAAGCAUUGAAGACUAGCGAAACACAAGCCAGAACUAUUAACAUGGAGAGGAAUGUUCCUGUUUGGGAUCGAGAAGGGAAGAAGAGGAUAGAGCAACAUAGUAACACGUUGUUUAUUGAGAAGAUUGAUUAUGGAAGGCAGGUGGAGGAGGUAUCAUUUAGUCAUCCAAGACAAUUGGUGGAAAUGUUGCCAUGUUUGAGACAAUUUGCCUUUUUGAGCACGAUUUUGAGAAAAAGUUUUGGGGCGGAAGAAAAUUCGAAAUUAAAAUCAAAGGAGAGAGAUUCAUCUAAAGUUGAUACAGUCUCCAAGUCUCCAGAACCAGAAAUUAUCAAUCCUCCGACUAAGAAACGGGAAUUUGAGGAUUUUAUGAAGGGUCUUAUUGCAACGCCAACGCGAACAUCAACUUCCAUAGCAAAACAAGAGAAAGGGAAAAAAGAUAAAUCAAAACAUCUAGAUGUUUCAUUAACAUUAACUCCGGUACCUAGAGUCCAAGUAGUAUUUGACUUUAAAAAAAGAAGCGCGAAUGUGGUUUUUGAAAUUCAGGGGAAUGGAGGCGUGGUUGUGGUGGAUGAGAAUGUUUUACGUGGCGUAACCUUGGAAGGGGAUGAUGUAGUAGGGGAGGAAAAGGGGAGAAUUCCCACGAGAGAUGAUUUGGGUAGAGUGUUGGAGGUUUGUGAGGAUUUGGGGGUUUGGGUUGAGUGGGUUAGGAGGAGGUUGUAAGUUGUUGGUUGUGGGGGGGAGGGUAUUUGGGAGGUGAUUUGGAGAUGAGGAUGGGAGAGGGGAGAGUGAGAUGAGUGAAGAAAGAGAGCGGAGAAAAGCGAAUAUGGCGUGUAUAA